AUGAGUUUUGCUCUACCUUCUUCAAAAUUACCACUUGUAUACAGACACCCCUACUAAGGUUUUGUAAAUAUUUUACCAUAUAUUGAUGGAGAAUUAGACACUAAAACUAAAAUAAUUGUAUUGAAUGUUAUAUUAUAUAAGGUUGAUCGUAUGAUUCAAUAAGAAAUGUAAAACAUGGACCCAUAAGAUUAUUUACAUGAAUUGCCAAUGCCUUAAACAAAGUUAACAGAUCUAUUGAAAUCAGAGAUGGAAAGAGUGUAAUAAUAGCAACCAAUGCCUAAAAUUGAUUUCGAAUAGAUACCAAAUUUCAAUCAAGAGUUUUAAUCAACUCAUGAAAUUUAAGAGGCCAAUUAGUAAUUGAAUGUGCUUAAUUAAUAUGCAUAAAUUAAGUAAUUUAAGAUCAUAUAUUCUUUAAGCAUAAUCAAUUCUGAAUUGCUUAAUAAAUAUGGUAAAGAAUCAUGGGCAUUAUUACUCAAAUCAUAAGAAAAUGAGAAGAAUAGAUUAUCUAAAGAGGUUGUAAAUUAAUAGCAAGAAUUAAAUCAUAUUAAUGCAUAAAGAAAAUACGAACAAGUAACAUUUACCUCAUAUUAAGAAUGAAGUAAAAUAUAAAUUGGAUAGUUUAAAAGCUAAGGUUAAAGAAGUCUUGACAAAUAAUGCUUAAUUAGAAGUUGUAUGUGGAGAAUUAGAACAAGAGAUAUAUGACAAGUAAAGAAAAAAAUUAAAAUUGAAUUGA
Molecule: messenger RNA, 733 nt
Organism: Paramecium pentaurelia
Lineage: Eukaryota; Ciliophora; Oligohymenophorea; Peniculida; Parameciidae
Source: the annotation of a GenBank genome assembly